Molecule: messenger RNA, 2723 nt
Organism: Polyodon spathula (Mississippi paddlefish)
Lineage: Eukaryota; Metazoa; Chordata; Actinopteri; Acipenseriformes; Polyodontidae
Product: copine-1-like
Exons: 10
Coding region: 1-951 (316 amino acids)
Biological process (GO): regulation of canonical NF-kappaB signal transduction; cellular response to calcium ion; positive regulation of tumor necrosis factor-mediated signaling pathway
Cellular component (GO): plasma membrane
Molecular function (GO): calcium-dependent phospholipid binding
Source: RefSeq, a predicted model, not a curated record
AUGGGGGAUGUUCCUCUAUAUUACUUCACUUCCACAGCAGAGUUAUUGGCAGUGAAAGACCAAGCGGUUGAGUAUGACUGCAUUCACCCGGAGAAGAAACAGAAGAAAAAAAGUUACAAAAACUCUGGAGUUGUGAGGAUCAGGUCUUGUACGAUUGAAGCCGAGUAUUCGUUCCUGGAUUACGUCAUGGGAGGGUGUCAAAUUAAUUUCACAGUUGGUAUUGACUUCACCGGGUCCAACGGGGAUCCCAGAUCCCCAGAUUCCCUACACUACAUGAGUCCCAGCGGGAUGAAUCAGUACCUCACAGCACUCUGGUCCGUGGGACAGGUGAUUCAAGAUUAUGACACAGAUAAAUUGUUCCCUGCCUUUGGGUUUGGAGCCCAGGUCCCGCCAAACUUUCAGGUGUCUCAUGAAUUUGCGCUCAACUUCAACCCCAGUAGCCCUUACUGCCAAGGCAUAACAGGGAUCGUGGAAGCCUAUCGUGCGGCUUUACCACAAGUGAAGCUGUACGGACCCACCAACUUCUCCCCCAUCAUAAACCACGUAGCCAGGAUUGCGUCUGGAGGAGCACAGCAGAACACAGCAGGUCAAUAUUUUGUUCUGAUGAUCAUCACUGACGGGGAGAUCACUGACCUGGACCAGACCAGACAAGCCAUUGUGAACUGCUCCAAGCUGCCCAUGUCCAUCAUCAUCAUUGGGGUUGGAGAGGCGGAUUUCAAAGCAAUGGAGUUUCUGGAUGGAGACAAUGGUGUUCUGAAAUCUCCGACUGGAGAGAGUGCUGCCAGGGAUGUUGUGCAGUUUGUACCUUUCAGAGAUUUCUUGAAUGCCCCUCGGGAAGCCCUUGCCCAGUCUGUGUUGGCUGAGGUGCCCAGCCAGGUUGUUUCCUACUUCAAGAUGCGUCGGCUGGCUCCAGUGCAGCCCCCAAAGCCUCAGGCGAAGGUGACCCCCUGAACCAGAGGAGCAGGAUCUUUUCUUUCAGCUCUGCCUCCUCGCUGGAGUGAAAGGGAGGGGCAGCACUGCCCUGUUAGACCAAAUCUCAUUCCGGAAGUUGCCACUUAUUUUUUCGAUAUUUUUGUUUAGUUUAAGACAAAAAGAAAAGUACUACUUUAAAAUUGUAACUGUAUUAUAACAAAGAUGAAGCCAAACUAACAGAAUAGACCAGUAGUGUAAGUAUUACAAUCCUAGAAAAAUGCACUUUGGAGUUUCAAAGAAAGCGUGCCAGUGUGUAUUUUAUUAACAAAGACCUGUGUUUACAAUAUAAACUUCUGUCUUUUCUUGUAUUCAUGUUUUUUUUUCAUGUAACUUCUAAUAGAAGUGAGUAUCAGCUUAGCGUGCACUAAACAAUUGCGCUUACAAUCUUUUCCUACUUUUUUAAUGUAUGUAAACUACUGGCCGUGAUGCUAGUAUCUGCAAACUGUAUAUGCAUGCCGGUCUGCACCUGCUUAUAGUUUCCAUAGUUUUUCUUUCAACUGUGCAAUGUGAGAAAUGUCAGCUAAUUGUAGAAUUAUGCAUGCAAGUUUUUUGAGCUGUUAAGCCUUACUGGAAUUCCGUAGGUCAUGCUGUCCUGGUUCCGUCCUGGCUGUCCGUCAUGUGCUGUUAAAGGUGAAACUGUUUAAUGUAGCCUGUGCAUGUGAAGUGUGGCUUUGGCUGCAUAACCAUGUUAAAAUAUAAUAAGCAUUUCAUAUUGAAUGCAUGCUUAUGAUCUGGGUGUCAACAACCUCUGCAUUGUGCUUGAACCACUUGAGAGCUUUUUAAGUGUUGUGAACCCCUUUUUCCCCUGGGUAGUGCUGUGGUAGCAACUUGGUUUAUCUGAGAUCGUUCCUGUCCAACAGCAUAGGAGCUUGCUGUUAAAUAUGUAGAGCUAGGGUGCUAGGUUUACAGGAUGAAAACAAAUCAAACUGGAACCAUCUAACUUGGGAGCAGCUGCUCUACUACGCCUCUUAAAAGGCAUUACAAUGACUUCACCUUUUAGAGUCUUAAAAAAAAACAAAAAACAGGCAAGAUGUACAAGUUAUGAUUCCACAGAGAAGUCUCUGAAGCAUCACUGAAAGCAUCUGGUUCUGUAUCUGGCCUCUUGCUGCAGUUUGCCUGUUUUCUCACGAUGUUGGCGUUUCUGCUGUGAUGGUAUGAACACAAUGAAGUGGCUGAAGGAGAGUUGUGCUCCUGGGCAAGGUCUUCCUGAUGUUAUUCUUGGAAUACAAGUGUAAUUCAUAGAUUUCUGUUGAGUAUCUCCUGUACAAACACACUUUGAUAUGAAGUAGUUUUUGCACCAAAAAUGAUAACACUAGUAAUGAUAUGCAUUGUUCUUAAAAUGCAGAUAUUCUGCUUAAGUGCAGCUUGCAAAUCUAAUGUCUUAGAUAUGCUGCUGUUCUUAUAGUACUUACCCUCACCCCCACAUUGUUGCAAAUUCAGGAUGUACAGUAGUGAGGCACAAAGCAAGUGCUGAUUCAUUAGUGCCCGGCAGUAUGAAAUGAAUGGCUUGUACUAACUUCUUGUUGAAGUCCAGGACCGUGUUGCUUUUGCAAAUUCUUCAGAUUUAGGAUUGGGAUAUUUUGGAACUUCCUUUGGAGGGAUUAGGGAUAAAAUGAAGUUUCUGAUUUUGAAUGCUUCAUCCCUGCCCCCUACUAAAGUAGAGUGUAAUUUUACAACCUGCUUUGAAUGCAACAGAAUGCUGCUAUAAAAAUAUAUAUAUAUAUGUGUAUCAAUAAAACAAAAACCAUGUA